Messenger RNA from Parnassius mnemosyne (clouded apollo), 1209 nucleotides. NCBI's taxonomy places the organism in Eukaryota, Metazoa, Arthropoda, Insecta, Lepidoptera, Papilionidae. The record is from the annotation of a GenBank genome assembly.
AUGGUUAACGCUCGGCUGGAGGCAAUUUCUCGGCGUCUCCCGGUUGAAAUCCUUCGUCCGCCUUUAGCGGCUGACACGCGGAGGACUGAGGAGCCGCCGACACUUGCGCAUCAAAAGGGGAAGCCCGCGGAGGGUAACAAAAAGCCCGCGGAGGGAGCUCCUCCGAGCAACCAGCCCACGACUGCCGGGUCUAUGGGUGAGACCUGGGCGAAAGUCGUGGGCCGCAAGAAGGCCCGCAAAGCCGCCAAGAAGGCCGCAGCAGCCGCAUGUGCCCCAGGUGGAACCGCAAAGACGGCUCCUAAACCUGCACAGUGGACUGCCAAAGGCGGUCGCAAGAGACCGGCUGUACAUGUUCCGCGGUCCAACGCUGUGACAAUAACGUUGCAGCCUGGAGCUGUGGAGCGUGGCGUGACGUACCAGUCGGUCAUCGCCGAGGCCAAGGCCAAGAUCAAAUUAUCUGAUCUUGGCCUUCAGUCCGUCACCCUCAGGCAGGCUGCCACGGGUGCACGAUUAUUCGAGGUGGCUGGCACUGUGAGCGGCAGUGCCGAAAAGGCGGACGCACUGGCCGCCAAGAUGAGGGAGGUCCUCAACCCAGAGGACGUCCGGGUCUCCAGGCCAAUGAAAACCGCAGAGGUGCGGAUUGCUGGCCUGGACGACUCCGUGACCUCAGAGGAGGUGGUGGCGGCCGUUGCCAGAAGCGGAGAGUGUCCGCCGGACAAGGUGCGGGCUGGCGAUAUACGCACCGACGCCGCCGGACUCGGCGCGGUCUGGGUUCGGUGCCCUGUAGCGUCGGCAAAGAAGAUCGCCGAUAGCGGCAGAUUGCUGGUAGGCUGGGUGGCGGCAAGGACCAAGCUCUUACAGCCCCGGACUUUGCAGUGCUUUCGGUGCCUGGAAAAAGGGCACGUCCGGGCGAAGUGCACCGCCGAGGUUGACCGUAGUGACCUCUGUUUUCGCUGCGGCCAGCCUGGCCACAAGGCUGCCCAGUGCACCGCGGCGUUCAACUGCAGCCUUUGUUCUGCUGCGGGAAGGCCUGCAGAGCACAGAGUAGGCGGAGGGGCCUGUGGGGCGCCUGCCAGCAAGGCCAAAAAGAAAAAGGAAAAGAAGAGGAGCACUAAGCCUGCCGGGUUAACCUCGCUGCCCCCGCAGGCUAGCAGCUCCGCGGCCGACUCCCGGCCCAGGACCGUUGCCGAGGGGAUGGAAUGUCAAUAA